AUGAAAAACAACGACGCUAACCAUAUGCGCAAGCGGUCGCGCGAGGAUCCAACGAAUGCAGAAGCUGCGGAGUUUUCCGAAGACCAGGGGGUGGGCGGCCAGCAAACAGAGGUAAAAGGGACAAAAUCCAGCUCAACGUCGAGGGUAUCCCCUGAAAUACCAGAUGAGAGCGCGUGUAUAUACGAAUACGUGAGUGGGCCAACUGCUGUUAGUACCAGCGGUGGCAACAGUGGAAAUAGCCCUGGAAGCACUCACCCGUCUGAACGUAAGUUAAAGCAGGCGACGCUACCUUCCUAUGGAUUGGUAAACGACACUGCGGUAUUCCGCAAAGAGCUUGCUGAUAGAGACGCACAGAUCGAUGAGCUUCGCGAGAAACUGGCAGCCGUGGAGACGCGGAUGUCCGAAAGGGAGACAACUCUUGUCAACACGCAGGCACAACUACAGGAGGCUGUCGAUCGCAACAAUCGCUACCAGGUUGUUCUUCGUGAGGAAAUGUUGAGAGCGGCCCGUCAAGAGAGAUGCGAUGCCAGACGUGCCUUACAUUUGAAGCAAUUUGAGCUUGGACAGAUAGCAGUGUGGCAUAGUAACGGGCGCGAGGUGUGGGUCGAAGGCAACAAAAUGAGGCAGCUCACCAUGCAGCUUGAGGAGCUUAGUGUACGCCGUGAUGAAGUGGAGGAGCUCAAAAAAACGGCUGAAAAGCGGGCGCGGCAGAUACUGAGGAGCAACGACGAGGACUCGAUGGCACCGGAAGCCCAAGCGGCACUGAUGGAGUUGCAGGAGGCAGCUCUGCUGUACACAGCAGAGUUUGCAGCCUUGGGUAGCGCCAUCCAGUCGCUAAAACAGCAGCAACAAGACUUAAAUCACGAGAAAAAAGUGUUUCUUAAGGAGAUCCGUCGCGUAAAUGACGAAGAUGCAUCUGCCUUCGUGGCUGUGCCGGCUCUCGGUCACAAUGGUCGAUAUGUAAUGAUGCAUCUGCUCGGCAAAGGAGGCUUCUCUGAGGUGUGGAAAGCCUUUGACUUGCAGGAGGCGCGGUACGUUGCGUGCAAAAUCCAUCGCGUACAGAGGGAAUGGUCACAACAGGUGCGACAACACUACCGGGACCGUGCAGUUCGUGAGCUAAAAAUUAUGCGAAUGCUGGAACACCCGCACCUUACACGGCUCUUCGAUGCCUUCGACCACGGCACGGCAACGUUCGUAUCGGUCAUGGAAUUUAGCGCGGGGACCGAUCUUGACACGCAUCUGAAGCGUUGUGGCACCCUCCGUGAGGUGGAGGCGCGGUUAAUAAUUAUGCAAGUAGUCAGUGCGUUGCGCUAUUUCGCAGCACAGCAUCAACCGGUCAUCCACUACGACCUUAAACCGGCGAAUAUUCUUCUCCAUUCUAGUAACCAAAGCAGUUUGCUAAUCAAAAUAACGGACUUUGGUCUCAGUAAGCUCAUCCCGAAGCGAGACGGGGCAAGCGACAACCCAACCAUAGAACUGACGUCACAGGGGGCGGGAACAUAUUGGUAUCUUCCGCCCGAGUGCUUCGAUACCACAGCAACUCCUCGGAUCAGUAACAAAGUUGACGUGUGGUCGUGCGGUGUUAUAUUCUAUCAGAUGCUAUUUGGUCGCCGUCCAUUCGCCGAGGGCGAGUCACAGCAACAAAUAUGGCAAAACAAACUCAUUGUUUCUUCUGCACACACCUUAACGUUUCCCGACACCCCGCGUGUCUCGCAGGAGGCAAAAGAUUUAAUACAAAAGUGCCUCGAAUACCACCCUGCGGACCGCUACGACGUGAUGCAACUCAGUCAGGACCCGUACCUGCAGCGCAAUACACGGAGGCUCUCACGCACCGAAAGGACACUCCCCGCAGCAACCCAGAAUUCCUCAACAACAGUGGUGACGACUGCUGCGGCUGCCUCUGGGGUAACGCUGACAGGCUCCGUUGAGGAGAAGUUAAGUAACAUCCCCUGA
Messenger RNA from Trypanosoma brucei brucei TREU927, 1953 nucleotides. Its product is annotated as protein kinase, putative. Lineage: Eukaryota; Euglenozoa; Kinetoplastea; Trypanosomatida; Trypanosomatidae. Gene Ontology annotation, biological process: intracellular signal transduction; peptidyl-serine phosphorylation; chromosome segregation. The transcript has a single exon. Gene Ontology annotation, molecular function: protein serine/threonine kinase activity; ATP binding. Gene Ontology annotation, cellular component: nucleus. The record is from RefSeq and is a predicted model, not a curated record. The coding region runs from base 1 to 1953 and encodes 650 amino acids.